AUGCAGGAACCGAUCUCCCGCCCGGACCGACAGCCGUCCCUUGCCGAUCACUACAACCUUCCGCUCAAACGACCGAAGCCAUGGAAGAGCACGGAACGGUCCUGGACUCGCACCCAGCUGGACAGAGAGAGACACGAAUUCUUCGAGACACGGGUGACAGGAAGACCAGAAAUCUGGGAUGGCCUCAUGCAUGCGCUCUUGUGCUUGCGAGAGGGGGAUUUGGCAGAUGCGCAGGGCAUCCUGAACGCGCUCGCCAUCACAUUGCCCACGGGAAGGCUCGAGGACGGUGCUUACGAUGAAGUCGGAAACUUGUACACUCUACCUGAGGCGGUCAUAUCGGAUCCUAUCGACGUUAUCGAGGGCAGGGCGGAUCCGGAGUAUGUGCCAGAGCUGGGUAUCAGUGACGUGGAUGUGCUCUCAUCCAAGUUGGAGGCCGCCGGCGAACGACCCAAUACCUUGAACCAGGAAGACACCAGCAGCGAGAAGGCCAAAGAAGCCAAGGGAAAGGCGGUCGUGGAGAGGGACGCUAUGAAGGUCAAAUGCCGUCUGAGUGAUCGUGGAGGGCCCGACGUCGUUGUACUCCUCGGCAAGAAUCAGAGGGUUGCCGCUCUCACCCAGAGAAUCAGAGAUGAAACUGAGGUUCCUAGUCAGGCGCAAAUACGAAUUGCAUACUUAGGCAGGAUCUUGGACAACAGACUCUCUCUGCCCGAACAAGGCUGGAAGGAGGGCCAUGUUGUCAACGCGCUGGUUGUCGGCAGGUUUGCUUGA
Messenger RNA from Capronia coronata CBS 617.96, 768 nucleotides. RefSeq lists its product as uncharacterized. The transcript is spliced from 2 exons. Bases 1 to 768 code for a protein of 255 amino acids. Gene Ontology annotation, molecular function: protein binding. The record is from RefSeq and is a predicted model, not a curated record. Lineage: Eukaryota; Fungi; Ascomycota; Eurotiomycetes; Chaetothyriales; Herpotrichiellaceae.